Molecule: messenger RNA, 4058 nt
Organism: Carassius carassius (crucian carp)
Lineage: Eukaryota; Metazoa; Chordata; Actinopteri; Cypriniformes; Cyprinidae
Exons: 10
Coding region: 357-3452 (1031 amino acids)
Biological process (GO): regulation of cellular localization; establishment or maintenance of cell polarity; centrosome cycle
Cellular component (GO): nucleus; cell cortex; apical plasma membrane
Molecular function (GO): protein kinase C binding
Source: RefSeq, a predicted model, not a curated record
ACUUUUACAGUUUGGUCCUUCAGUAACGCGAGUGAAGUGAACGAGAGCCAGUCUGGUUUAACUCGACAAAUUUGAAGUGUAGCACACUUGAGCUGGCCAAAACAGCUGGAAGAGAGGGAGGUAGAGAGGGAGAAAGUGAGGGCAGAUUCGGGACGCUCAGAACCGAAAGCAAAGCAGAAACUAGAGCGAGAUGGGAUUUGACUGGCCGCUUGUGUUUGUGCUGACUCUUUGUAGCAGAAUAUGAUUUUAUAAAUCUUAAAAUGACUUUGUAAGUGCGCAUGUGGCUGCUGUGGAAUACAGACAGCAGAAGGACGAAGAGAGCCACCACAAUGCUCCACUGACUCUCUGUUUCAACCAUGGAGGAUGCAGUGACCUCUGAGGAUACUGAACCCCUGCCUGUCGCCUCCCAAAACACUGACAUCCACCUCAGGGAGCCGGAGGAUGAGUGUCCUUCCAGCGCCAGCCUGGAGCCCAGCUCCCCAUCCUCUCCUUUCAGUCAGCAAGCUCAAGGCUCUGCUGUGUCGACGCUGCAGUCCAAGGUCAAGGCUCUCUCUGAAAGCAGAGUUGUCUGGAAAGAACCUGGAAGUAAGAACCAGGUCAAACGUGUGGUUCCUGGGACGUUCAUACUGGGAUAUGCCUUCACAGACGCUUGGGGCUCCAGCAGCGAUGAAGACGGGGAACCUCGCAAACCCCUGAUGUUCCUUGCAGGAGACCACAAGCAUCAGGUAGAACGUGACUAUGAUCCCGUCUCUUCCGAAGCUUUGCUGGCAGUUCCACGCAGCCUUGGAGAAGGAGCAAGCCUGAAAAACCUCUCGAGCGAUGCUUGCGGUGCUCAAGGCAAUGGGAACGUUCCUGUGGGGAAAGAUGGAACAAAUGGAAGAACCUUUGGCCACAAAAUAGGCAACAAGUUUUCAAGGGAACUGCAAAGGUCUGAUAGCCUGGAGAGUCACCUACACAGGUACAAUCCCUGUGAGGUGGGACAGUGUGGACUCUGGCGGGCUGACAGCUUGGAGAGCAUGAGCAGCAGUGGAAGCUCGCUGUCCCUCGCCGAGAGGGUUGAGAUGAACCGCGGCCUUCUCAAACAGAUGCUGCAGAACACCCAGAACAAAGACCAUGUGCCAGGACAGAGGAUAGAGGACCCGACCCACGUUGGUGGUAGAGGUAUCUGUGGCCUGAAUGACAGUGAUUGGGAUUCUGGAAUUUCGCUCCAAGGUAGUGAACACAGCCAAAGGGCCUUUGUGUUGGGCGACAACCUUCCGCUGAGCCCUCACCACGAGCAGGCCAAACGAAUGCUGGAAAGAGCGCGUAUGAAGGCCCGGUCCAACCCUCUCAAAGCCGACCACACCAUCCUACCCGUCCAGAGGGACAACCUGGAGCUGUUGUCCUGGGUUGGUGUACCCUUACACCAGGCUCCUCUUGCGGGGAAGGAAGGCGUGGCGGUGGUCUCUGGAAACCUUAGUGACUCAUCUAGCGGUGACUCGGCAGGAGGAACCCGGCGGAGACACGGACAGUCCCCUACCCGUGUGCGUUUCGAAGAUGAAUCGGAGAGAGAUGCUGAGGUGCGCUAUCUGGAGCGGCUACGCCAGCGCCGCAGGGCUGGAGAAAGAGCGCAGGGGCUGCUGGUGUCCAAACCCACCUUGUCAUCUUACAUCAAUGGACAGGCAGAGACAGGACAUGGCUCGAGUGAUUCAAUAUUCUGGAAGACAAAAGCCAAGAGGAGUUUGUUCAAUGGCAAAGGUCCUGAGACAGCAAACAGGCAGUGCAACUCUUGUGGGACCUUUCUAAAUGACGCCCAUGGGCCUAGCUUGAACUCAAAUACUCUGCCCUUACCUAAUGGGGAAGUCGAAGGGAAGAAGAUACCAUGUUGGGUCGCUCCAACCCUUCCCAACCGGCUUGUCCAAAUCGAAAAGAUAAAGGAGACAUACAUUGGGAAGAGUCCUACUAUUGUCCACAGCGACGGAACGCACUGCAGCCCUGUGGAAAACAUGAGCAGUAGGGGGACAUUCCAGAAGCUAAAGAAGAAGGUCCGGAAACAAGAGAGCAAGCAGGAACCCUUGUACGUCAACGGCCUUAGGGUUCCAACACCUCCAGACUGCAACAAUGGAACUCAAAUGUGUCUCUCGAUUGGACUAGCAUUGCCACUCAACCCCUAUGCCACGGAUCCACUUGAACAGAGAAUCCCAGCCACAUGCACCCCUACAUCCAGUAAGGGACCUGUGGCACCUCCACUGCCCCCCAAAGAAGAACCAUCCAGCUCCCACCUUCCUCAGCCAACCCCUCCGCCUCUCCAUCCGAAAAAAUCAGCCCUGAAAUCCAGCUCAAAGAACCGCUGUAAUGGUCAGCGGACCGCCAUACUCAUGUCUUCGCCAGAAUACCAGCUGGACUCCACGGAGGCGGGGGGCGCUGUGGAGAGCUGUCCUCAGGAACAGGCUUCCUCUGGAGCGGGUUAUUGUGAGGACAGAUCUGCGAUGAUCAUCUCUGGUCCCAAACUCAGGAUGAGCCCAGUUCUGUGUGCUCGAAACUCAGCCAUACAAGGGGAAGAAAGGCUAACAGAUGUGGACCAGCACCAGAGUACAGGACAGCUGAGAACUGAUGCAACAGCCAGCAGUGCUGAAUCAACCCAGACUGGUUUCAGUGAUGGACACGUCAGAGGGCCAGUCAGACCAGUGCAUCACAGGGCAACUAGUCCAAAUGUUUCACAAGCAGGGACGGAUGCAGAGCAGCGAGAGGGUCGACCCAAACUCUCCUUGCGGCGGUUCUUUUCUGCCAUGGGGCUGAACAGUGUGGGGUUGCUGGGAAAAGGACGAUCCAGCAGCAUGGAUCAGCUCAGCUUGCACCCCAAACCCAACUCAGACACAAACCAAAACGAUCGGCCAACCUCCCCCUCCACCUCCCCCAGCCCCACCCACAGACACCACCACCAGCUGAAGAAAGCCCCCUCACUGCAGACUAUACGUCUGGGGUCUCCGUUUCUCCAGAUGAGGAGAUCUUCAUCGGCUCAAAACCUCCAAAUCCCCAGAAAGAAAACAGACCGUUCCUCUGCAUACACUCCAGGAGAACAGCCCUGUAGUCCUGUAAUAACUAGGGGUCUCCAGCGUGCCUUGAGUGUAGAGGAUGUGGGGCGGCCCAGUGCGGUGCGUCCGGUGGGACGUGUGGCUCAAGCCUUCCCUGAUGGCACCAUCCUGCUGGAGCUCUCCAGACCCCCCAGCGGCCCCUUCGGCUUUCUCAUCUCCAGAGGAAAAGGCAGGCCAGACUCAGGGGUGUACGUUGAAGAAAUGGGCGACAGCAAUAUGGAGAAACUCUACGCGGGGCUGCUCGGGGUCGGGGACGAGAUAUUAGAGGUGAACGGUGAGAAGGUGGCUGGACUCAGUCUGGACCUGGUGACACGUUUAAUGACUCAAAACAGCACAGCUUCAAUCCGCAUACUACGACAUAGAUGCUUACAGCGCUAACUGAAGUCAAGACUGUACCAAAACCAUGUUUUGUUCCAGUCAACAUGAAGAGAACUGUAAAAAAGCAUCAGAAAUGAUCAGGGAUGAGUUAGUGAAAACGGCAGUAUUAUGUUGACCUUUGGAGUUUUAUCACAAUGAUCACACAACACGGUCCCUAUUACAGGGAUAGGAACCAAAAAUUUUUUUUUUAUACAUUUUGUUCCAAGCCAUUUUCUUUUCUUUUUUUUGGUGAAUUCAUCCUUGAAGCCACCGUUAUGGCUAAAGGCCUGUUCACACCAAAAACAGUAACAGCUGAUGAACGUCAAAACACAUUGGCAGCCAAUCAGAAUGAAUUCUGCUUUAAACUGUUUGAGCAUUUAAAGAGGCAGAUGACAAAACUGCAGUGCUUGUUUUAAACAGAUUGUUAUUGCAUGUUGCUGUGGAUGCUAAUAUAAUUCUGUCAUGACAACUCUCAGAGAGUUUAGCAUGGUAAUAUAAAUGGCAAUGUUAAUGUGUUUAGUCUGCUAUGCUACUGCUGCGACAGAGAGAGAUAACAGAGACUUGCUACUGCCAAUACAUCGACAGACGUACUCCUGUGAGAAUGAAGGAAAUACAGCUGCUGCAGAU